Molecule: messenger RNA, 363 nt
Organism: Bactrocera neohumeralis
Lineage: Eukaryota; Metazoa; Arthropoda; Insecta; Diptera; Tephritidae
Exons: 1
Coding region: 1-363 (120 amino acids)
Source: RefSeq, a predicted model, not a curated record
AUGCGUUACAUAUUUUAUGUGCUGUGGAUGUGUCUCGCGGCGUUAAGUGUUUUCGCAGCAGAAGUUGAGCAGUUGGAGCCAGCAAGUAAAGCAGAAGAAUUGCUUUCCGUGGACGCAGGAGUCCAACACAGCGAGGAAAACGCGCGCUCUGUGCGGCAGUUCGGUGGUGGAUUCGGAGGGCCAGGUGGCUUUGGACAAGGGGGCUUUGGCCAAGGUGGUGGAUUCGGAGGGCAGGGUGGCUUUGGGCAAGGGGGCUUUGGCCAAGGUGGUGGAUUCGGAGGGCCAGGUGGCUUUGGGCAAGGCGGAUUUGGCCAAGGUGGAGGAGGUGGCUUUGGUGGACCUGGAUUCGGAGGUGGUUUUUGA